CUGAUUCCCCGCAUGACUUAUGCUUGUUCGAUGUCUGUCUUCUGCCGAUUCUGCCCUUCUCCAAGGGGGACAUCCCCCCUUCCCUGUGGCCAGUUUUCAGGAAUCCGUGACCUUUAAGGAUGUGGUGGUGGACUUCACCCAGGAAGAAUGGAAGCAGCUGGACCCUGGACAGAGAGAUUUGUUCAGGGACGUGACCCUGGAAAACUACACACAUCUGGUCUCCAUAGGACUGCAGGUUUCCAAACCUGACGUGAUUUCCCAGUUGGAGCAAGGGACAGAGCCAUGGACUGUGGAGCCUGGAGUUGCUGUGGCCACCUGCGGAAACUGGGAGCCAAGAUGUGAAAAUAGUGCCUCACUUCCAGAGGUGGACAUUGCUGAAGGGGAACAGCUUUCAGAGGCACUAGAGGAAAAACUCAGAAGGGAGGAUCCUUGGACUCCCAGCAUCUUAGAUGACUGGGUGUCUGAAGGCAGUCUAGGGAGGCAGCACAUGCUACCAAAGAAAAAACUGCAGGUUACAGAAAAGACAGCACCCACAUGGGAGAGAGGCCCUGUGAAUACCGAAUGCAAGAAAAGCGGUGUGUACUCAAGCACUGUAACACAGCAAGAAACAUCCCCAGAACAGACCUCUGCUAAAACAAACGUCAAGCAGAAUUCACUUCCAGUUAAAAAAGAGAAAUCUUGUAAGUGCAGUGAAUGUGGUAAAGCUUUCAACUAUUGUUCAGCUCUUAUUCGCCAUCAGCGAACACACACUGGAGAAAAACCCUACAAAUGUAAUGAAUGUGAAAAGGCUUUCAGUCGAAGUGAAAACCUUAUAAACCAUCAAAGAAUCCAUACUGGAGACAAACCAUAUAAAUGUGACCAGUGUGGGAAGGGCUUCAUUGAGGGUCCCUCUCUUACCCAGCAUCAGAGAAUCCACACUGGAGAAAAACCCUACAAGUGUGACGAGUGUGGAAAAGCUUUUAGCCAGAGGACCCACCUUGUUCAGCACCAGAGAAUCCACACUGGGGAGAAACCAUACACUUGCAAUGAGUGUGGGAAGGCAUUCAGCCAGAGAGGCCACUUCAUGGAACAUCAGAAAAUCCACACAGGAGAAAAGCCUUUUAAAUGUGACGAGUGUGAUAAAACCUUCACCCGGAGCACACACCUUACCCAACACCAAAAAAUUCAUACUGGUGAGAAAACCUACAAAUGCAAUGAAUGUGGAAAGGCUUUCAAUGGGCCCUCCACAUUCAUCCGGCACCACAUGAUUCAUACGGGAGAGAAGCCCUACGAGUGCAGUGAGUGUGGGAAAGCCUUCAGCCAGCACUCGAACCUCACGCAGCACCAAAAGACACACACUGGGGAGAAGCCUUACGAUUGUGCGGAAUGUGGGAAAUCUUUUAGUUACUGGUCAUCCCUUGCCCAGCAUCUAAAAAUUCAUACUGGAGAAAAACCUUACAAAUGCAAUGAAUGUGGAAAGGCCUUCAGCUAUUGCUCCUCCCUCACCCAGCACAGGAGAAUCCACACCCGAGAAAAACCCUUUGAGUGCAGCGAGUGUGGAAAGGCUUUCAGUUAUCUCUCCAACCUGAAUCAGCAUCAGAAAACCCACACCCAGGAAAAAGCCUAUGAGUGUAAGGAGUGUGGGAAAGCCUUUAUUCGGAGUUCGUCUCUCGCCAAGCAUGAGAGGAUCCACACUGGGGAGAAACCCUACCAGUGUCACGAGUGCGGGAAAACCUUUAGUUAUGGCUCGUCCCUUAUUCAGCACAGGAAGAUCCAUACUGGGGAGAGGCCAUACAAGUGCACCGAGUGCGGGAGGGCCUUCAACCAGAACAUACACCUCACGCAGCAUAAGAGGAUCCACACAGGAGCAAAGCCUUACGCAUGUCCAGAGUGUGGGAAGGCCUUCCGGCACUGUUCUUCUCUUGCUCAGCACCAGAAAACCCACACAGAGGAAAAGCCCUACCAGUGCAGUAAGUGCGACAAAACAUUCAGCCAGAGCUCCCACCUGACACAGCAUCAGCGGAUCCACACUGGAGAGAAGCCCUACAAGUGCAGCGAGUGUGACAGAGCCUUCAGCCGGAGCACGCACCUGGCAGAACACCAGAACACGCACAGUGGGGAGAAGCCGUAUAACUGCAGUGAGUGCCGGAAGACCUUCAGCCAGAGCGCGUACCUUGUCCAGCACCAGAGGGUCCACUCUGGGGAGAAGCCCUUUGGCUGUGCUGGCUGUGGGAAAGCCUUCCGGUACCGCUCCGCGCUCAACAAGCACCAGAGGCUGCACCCUGGCGUCUGCCUGUCCUAGGGGCCCCGAGAUCCUAAGGAAGCAGAGUGGACAGAGUGACUGCUGAACACGUUUAAUUCACCAUCACUGUGGAAUGGAAAGUACAAUGGGCUGAACUGAUUGAUUGUUACUAAAACAACUCUGUGACGUAAACUCAGCUAUUUUACAUGGAAUGAAGGGUUUGAAUAGAUGAUUUCAAAGGUAGUUUAGUGUUUUAUACUCAGUUUUGUACGUUCACAAUAUAUUCUUAAAUGGUUUUGCUACACAUCACAUUCUGCGUGUUGCAUCUGAACGUGUGUUUAUGCAUGGUUUGUACUUCAGUAAUGAGGGAUCUAUUCUGCUUCUGUUCUCGUGCACCUGAGCUGCUUAGGGAACUGAUCUGUAAUAAAAUGUUAUUAAAUACCCUCAAAUUCAGUUACCAUAAUAGCCUGACUCAGCAUGAGCAUUAAAACUGGAGCCAGGAGCAGUGGCCUGUGUCUGUAGUCCCAAAUUAGGAGGCUUGGGCAGGAGUUUCUGGGCAAUAUUGUGAGACUCUCUCAAAAAAUAAGCCCAAAAACCCUUCAUAGUAUUGCCUUUCCUUGUAUAUUUUUUAGUAUUCAAAGAGUUUCAGAAAUUUGCUUCCACAGCCUAUACCAGUGUAUUUAACCCUGGCUGCAUGUGGCAGUCCCUGGUGUCUUAGUUUGGGCUACUGCAACACAUUCCUAUAAACAAGAUAUGAUUUAACAACCAGAAUUUAUUCUUCGGAAUCCUGGAGGCCAGAAGGUCCGAGGACUCAGCACUUGCACAUCUGGUGCUUGGUGAGGGAAAUCCUGCUUGCACACAGCUGUCUUCUCAUGUUUAUGUGGCAGAAACCAGAGCUCUCGUAUCUUUUUUUGUAGUACUAGGGAUUGAGCCUAGCCUUCACACUGAGCCACAACCCCCAACCCUAUUUUAUAUUUUUAUUUUAAGACAGGGUCUUGCUAAGUUGCUGAGUUAUCCAGCCUGGGUUCACCAGCUCAUGAUCUUCCUGUCUCAGCCUCCCAGAGUGCUAGGGCUACAG
This is a messenger RNA of Fukomys damarensis (Damara mole-rat), 3299 nucleotides long. RefSeq names its product zinc finger protein 184 (gene Znf184). The transcript is spliced from 5 exons. The coding region runs from base 20 to 2281 and encodes 753 amino acids. NCBI's taxonomy places the organism in Eukaryota, Metazoa, Chordata, Mammalia, Rodentia, Bathyergidae. The record is from RefSeq and is a predicted model, not a curated record. Gene Ontology annotation, biological process: regulation of DNA-templated transcription.